UCGCCAACUCAUGUAGUGAAGUGGCUAAAAUAAUGAAUAACAAGCAGUUACUGGAUGGCGAAUACUGGCUAAAAAUUGGGGAAAUGGAAUUUCAGGUUUACUGCCACAUGGCUGACAACAACCAAAACUGGACUCUUAUCGCUCGAUUCUCAAACAGCGAUGGAAAGAAUUGGAUGCGUGACGAUGGCAGAUGGUGGUAUGACCAGCAAAUUUCCAUUGGAACAACAAACAACCCCUCUAUGAACAACGAUAUGAUUUCACAAGCCUUUUGGUUGGUCAGCGGUAGAAAAUUAAAGAUCACGCGCAGUGAUGAUCCCAACCACACCCCUCUGCUACAGACCACAGGUAACUGCUUGAGGGGACAAACAUUUCGAUCUAAAAUCACAAGUUAUGGCAACUUUAGAAAUGGCACAGUUUGGGCCAUUAAUCGGUGUCGUGGAAACUGUACGGUUCAAUAUGGAGGACAGUACAAUUCAACAGAUGGGUUUCAACAGGCUAAUUGCAGUGGAGUCAUCCAAAACGCCAACAAGAUCGGGUUCUGGUGUGACUGUGGUAGUGGUGAUGGAUCAGUGAUGAUGAUUGGCGGAGGAGGAGGGGAAUGUGAUCGUGCAGAUCAUGGGAUUGGAAUCACAGAAGCUAACGAUGCCUCUUUUGAUGACAAAAAAUGCAGUGAACAAGACUUUGGUUAUGGUAAUGGUAGUGGUAAUCACAUUUCAACCAGUAAAUCCCAGUCCUACUCGUUGAACCUAUGGAUUAGUUAAACAUAAUUAGAGCAUUACUUUUCAAACUUGGUUUAGACCAG
Molecule: messenger RNA, 802 nt
Organism: Stylophora pistillata
Lineage: Eukaryota; Metazoa; Cnidaria; Anthozoa; Scleractinia; Pocilloporidae
Source: RefSeq, a predicted model, not a curated record